Molecule: messenger RNA, 1320 nt
Organism: Balaenoptera acutorostrata (minke whale)
Lineage: Eukaryota; Metazoa; Chordata; Mammalia; Artiodactyla; Balaenopteridae
Product: tripartite motif-containing protein 44
Exons: 3
Coding region: 94-1320 (408 amino acids)
Molecular function (GO): zinc ion binding
Source: RefSeq, a predicted model, not a curated record
GCCCCGGGUGGAGAGGAGGACGCGAGGAGGCCGCGCCGAGGCCAGGCGGCGAGCUCUGAAGCCCGGAGACCCGGGCCGCGGCACAGCUCCCACAUGGCCUCCGGAGGGGGCGCGGCCUUCGAGGAGCUGCCGCACGACGGCACGUGUGAUGAGUGCGAGCCCGACGAGGCUCCGGGAGCCGAGGAAGUGUGCCGGGAAUGCGGCUUCUGCAACUGCUGCCGCCGCCACGCGGAGGCGCACGGGCAGAAGUUCCCCGGGCACCACCUGGCCGAGUACGUCCACGGAGCCGCCCAGGCCUGGACCCCGGGAGCCCGGGGGGAUGGGGCGGGAGAGGAAGAAGUCGAGGCCCAGGUAGAGAACGAGAAGGCCCUAGAAAGCAAGGCGGGGGAAGAGAGCGAGUCCGAGGAAGACUGUGAGUCCGAAGAAGAGAGUCAGACGGAGGAGGAGAGCGAGGACGAGAGUGAGGAAGACAGUGAGGAAGAAAUGGAGGAUGAGCAAGAGAGCGAAGCAGAGGAAGACAACCAGGAGGAAGGAGAAUCGGAGGCCGAGGGAGAAACUGAGGCAGAAAGCGAAUUUGACCCAGAAAUAGAAAUGGAAGCGGAGAGAGUGGCCAAGAGGAAGUGUCCGGACCAUGGGCUCGAUCUGAGUACCUAUUGCCAGGAAGAUAAGCAGCUCAUCUGCGUCCUGUGCCCAGUCAUUGGGGCACACCAGGGCCACCAGCUCUCCACCCUAGACGAAGCCUUCGAAGAACUAAGAAGCAAAGAUUCAGGCGGACUGAAGGCGGCUAUGAUAGAGUUGGUGGAAAGGUUAAAGUUCAAGAGCUCAGACCCUAAAGUAACCCGGGACCAGAUGAAGGUGUUUAUACAGCAGGAAUUUAAGAAAGUUCAAAAAGUGAUUGCUGAUGAGGAGCAGAAGGCCCUUCAUUUAGUGGACAUCCAGGAAGCAAUGGCCACGGCUCAUGUGACUGAGAUCCUGGCAGACAUCCAGUCCCAUAUGGAUAGAUUGAUGACUCAGAUGGCCCAAGCCAAGGAACAACUUGAUACCUCUAAUGAAUCAGCUGAGCCAAAGGCAGAGGGCGACGAGGAAGGACCCAGUGGUCAUGGAGCCAACCGUGCGCCAGGGGACUCUCCUGAGCGCCAGAAUGACAUUUAUUGGGAGCCCUGGGAUGUCGCAAGAGUGAAGUUAACGGACAGCAAAGGCCAGAAGGCUGGAGCAGAGCGCUUCGGAGUUCACUCCGGGAGGCGAAUGGCGCCGCGCUACGUCGCACACAAACGCAAGGCACAAGUUCGGGGCUUGGUGCAGCCCGUGAGGUCACAGUAA